GAAUCGGACAAGAAAGGCAUAUCGCGUACGCAGAAGGAGCGCGAUCAUCUUCUGUCGCCGUGCCGGAAAACUGCCCCUCGCCUCUACUCCAGAGAGAAUUGAACGGUGCUCUGCCGCGGGUGUUCACUAGUACAGCUGGCCAUGAGUGAAAUAAAGAAGGCACGCAUGGUUCCAUCUCAGCUACAGCGGUCUGCACUGACUGCUGCCCCACACACUGUGCUGACUCCUCUGCCUGGCCAUAUACUCACAAGCUCUAUCAUUACCAGUUCAAUUCCAACAGGGCCCCCCCUCACUAAAUCAGUCGGGAGUGGUGGUGACAGGUUUUUGGUCGAUUCUGUCUCCCGUACCGUACGCAAACAGUCCAAUCCGGUCAAACAGACCGUUGUGGUCCUGUCUUCAUCGACCAACAGUCCCACUGUGUCAACCGCCAAUCUGGUUACUAGGACCACAACAUUCACUGGCCCACCUCCUCCUCCACUCAUCUCAGCCAUCCUCCCACAACCACCAGCAAGUGGCACUACCACGCUGUUCACAGCCAGUGGUGGAGGAGCGAAAAAUCCACAAAAACAGUCCCUGCUCCAACUGAAAAAUCAGCCCAAAAGACCCAAAUUUCCAAACCCACUUUGACCCCCAACGGGGCAACAAAUGCCACGCCCACCCAGACAAAGAAGCCCGAAACGACUGUUCCUUUGUCUGAUUCCAGUUCCGAAGACUCCAGUUCGGACACAAGUGGCACCAGCGAAGAGAGCGACAAAGACGAACUGCUCAAGAAUGACUCCCUGACCAACAAACCCACAGCGGGUACCGUUGUAGUCGAUUCCGAGGUGCCCGGUCCUUCCGGCUUCGCCAAGAGGGGCCGCGGGCGACCGAGACACGCAACUUCAACGCCGAAAAUGGUCAAACAGCUUAAACCGGGCGGGCAGAGAGCUCGCACGACGCCGAGGAAGAAGAGCGGGAGGGUCCCGAAACCGCCGGUGAUUUUCAGUCCCGACACAGCGGCCGGGAAGGCUGCGCUGCCAAAGAGGCGGGGCAGGGGGUGUGGUGGGUGUCCUGGGUGCGUACGGGAGGACUGCGGAAAGUGCAACUACUGCAAGGACAAGACCAAGUUUGGAGGACCCGGGAGGAAGAAACAACGAUGUGCACUUCGCGUGUGCUCCAAUUUUGUGAAGCCUCCUCAUGGAAAGGGCCGUCCGGUGCAGCCUGGUACACCUCCCGGGGAAGUAACCGUGAUACCUGUCUCGAAGCUCGCCAACUCUCUAAAGGUUGCAGAGGUCAUCGAGCAGCUGCGGCAGAACCUGACGUCGAGCAUCCCGCCUGUCAUCGACAAAGACUCCGUCUUCCCGUCUCUCUCUUCUGCAACACCCGCUGCUCCAAACACCACUUCCUUCAUCAUCGCCCAGCCGACACAGCUGAAGGCCACGUCGUCUGCCCUCACCUCAAUUGCUGCCAGCGAGACGAAGAUCGUCGGGCCCGUAGCCCCCUCAACCAUGAUUUCCAAAGUCACUUCCACUGCGACGCCAGCUGUGUCUACUGCACCCGUGACGACAUCUGCAGCCGCGUCUUCUGCAGUUAGCAAAGCUCCCGCGACUGCGAAACAAACGCAGCCCAAAACGAGCGAGGCUCCUAAAACGACGUCUGAAGUGGGGAAGAAAGAAGUUAAGACGACGGCUGUGGAGAAGGCACCCGAUAGCAGCAGCAAGUCUUCUUCUGAAGUCAACAAACCAUCCGAGAUUGCUCUCCGCACCAGGAGAAAGCAACAUCAAGUACAGCAGCCACAACAACAACAACAACAACAACAACAACAAAAACAAGUGAAGGAGGUGCCAGGUGCUCCAACUUCCUCUGCAAACUCGCCGGCGAGCGGAGAUCAGGACAAGAUCAAGUGCAUCGUCUGUGGAAGGGGAAGAAAGCCUUCACUGAUGAGGUCCAACCAGUUCUGCACCCAGCGCUGCAUCAAUACUUGGUCCGAGAAAAACAAGGGGGCGGAGCCUGUGAUGUCAUCGUCGCCGUCGUCACGGCGAUCGGUGGUGGAGGUGGAGACACCGAUGGAAGUCGAGAAACAGCAGAAAAAGCUGCCCCGAGCACUGAAGAACCUUCAGAUUGAUAUGACGUGGGACAGAAGGUCGUCGCAAGGCACCCGUGCUCCGCCCUCUUAUACACCCAUAGCUUCUGCCACGCCCAAACCAACCAUGACUUCAACCCCCACCCCCACAGCUACCACUGCUACCAACAAGCGACCGACGUCGUCCACUGGCGUCCAACCCCCGGCCGCCAAAAAACUCACCAGAGAGCUUGAAAUUACAGUGGGUACCAAGAGACCUUCACAGCAGCAGCCUCCACAGAACCAGAAGAAGAUGAAGGAAGCUGAACCAGCCAAAUCGGUCUCAUUCAACCUGACCUCCAUCCCCACUAGCACAGUGGAACCCAUAGCUGCCCCUCCCCUCAGUCGCACGGUCCCUCCUCCCUCCAUCUCCAUUGUCCCUCUGGACCAGCUGACUGCUCUGGGCACCGCGCUCCUCUCUCAGCAACAGCAUCGGGCCAGGAAAGACGACGCUCUGGCCGUCACAGCCGCCGCCAAGUCCGUCGCGUCCGGCUGCCAGAUCCCGGCCGGUUUGCCCGUGGACGUCCGCUCCUGGACCGUAAGCGAAGUCGUGAAGUUCUUCGAGAGCACCACGGACUGCAAGGACUACGCCGCGAUGUUCAAAGAGCAGGAGGUAGACGGGACGGCCCUGCUUCUCCUGACCCACGAGUCCCUCGUCAAGUGUCUGGGAAUAAAGCUGGGACGAGCGCUGAAGAUAAUGGUACACGUGGAAGAACUGCAAAAGUUGUACGCUUAGCCUGCACGCAUGCUGAAAAAGAAUCCCCAAUGUUAUUGCACUAUCGCCUCCAGUUCUUCGCUGAGCUUUAUCCACUCCCGUACAGUUCUCCCCAUAUCUCCACAUUCUAUAAGAACUGGUCACAUGCUGAACACAACACCGUUUUUAUUUCAACUUUUGCCCUAUUUUUGUAUUACUACUCAUACAUCCCCUCUUCACUCUUCUUUGUUAUCACCCACAUAUUACACACCUAGAGCUCACAAACUGACACUUCUCGACAUCUUUGUUAGAAUGUAUGAUGAAAGUCCUGAGUGUUAUCAUUAUUAUACCGAUAAUAUGAGAUUUGAAUCAAAAAUUAUUGGUGUGAAAUUCUCAACGUUUGCGCUCCUUUCUCCAAAUGUAUGUUCGAGGUGUCUUUCCGUCCCCUUCGAUUCUUCUUUUCUUCCCCUUUGCCAUUAGAUCUUUUUGGGUCUUCAUUUUCCGAGCUAUUCUCAGUAACUCUUUCGAUCUGUGGAUUCGUUGGUUUAGUUCGCGAUACGAUGUUUCGCACUUCCGUUUUGCCUU
This is a messenger RNA of Geodia barretti, 3380 nucleotides long. The record is from the annotation of a GenBank genome assembly. NCBI's taxonomy places the organism in Eukaryota, Metazoa, Porifera, Demospongiae, Tetractinellida, Geodiidae.